UCUUAGUGGAUAUAAUAUUUUAAGGUUAGAAUGAUAUUAUUUAUUGCCAUAUCUGCCCUGCAUCGAAAGCCACUUCUACCGAACAAUGUUCCGUAGAGCAAAAGCUUCGUUUUCGUCAUAGACAUUAUCUCUAUUUGGUAUUGUAGAAGGGCAGUUUGGUGAAUUAACAAGACAUGUGAUCUAAUCACACACAUAAACCAAUGCUUUAAAUUUUUAAACGAAGAUAUAAGAAGAAGAGCGAGACAUGUGUUAACGGCAUCUUUUAUGAGUCAACCAUUGUCCCAAACUGCAUUUGUACAUAAUUUAUCUUUACCAAAUUUAAAUUCAAAUUUUCCAAUUUUUUUGUGCUUCUCUGUUUCAAGUUAACAUUGUUUAUUACUGUUAUUCUAAAGACAUAUUUCACAUUAAAAGGAACAAACUUCCAUCAAAUUGAGUGCACAUUUCUUAGCUUUAUGAUUGUUUCUGGUGACCCACAUUCUUAAUUCACUGUUCCCUUCUUAAAGGGAAGAAGAAGAUUCUUUGAAAUCUCUUCUUUUGUUAAGUCUUCUCGGCUAAUAAAAGUACAGAAGCCACCAUUAAUGCUGGUCACCUCUUUGUCUUUAAUGUUCUUAUCACCUUCUUACCUAGCUUCCCCACCUCCUUUCUCGUCUAUGUGUUAAUACGACAAACACACACAAACACCCCUUCUCAUCCACUAUUUCUGCAUUUGCCCUCACUUUCUUCUUCUACUGCUUUUUUUAUUUUCUUGACUUGUUCCAGAGAUUUGAUUAUAAACUCGUUUCCUUGGAGUUUUCUCGAGAGGAGCGUCUAGGAUCACGAGCUGUGUUUUCGUUUCUUUGACUUGAGCUGACUAGCCGUUCCUCUCUAAGUUAAGUUCUUCAAACAUUGUGUGUGAGUUUUCAAAUUCUAAAGCAAAAAGACACCUUAUAUUGGUCUCUUUCACUUUCCUCCUCUGUUUUCCUUUCUGUUAAUUUAUCAUGGUUCAUUCAAAGGGCUCGCCUUUGCUCUUUCUUUCAUGGCUCUUGUUCUUACAAAGCACCCACCAACUUCAAAACUCUCAGACCCAAGACCUGUAUCAGCUCAGGAAACAUCUAGAAUUCCCCAAAGCUUUGGAAUCUUGGGGAAGUUACUACGGAGACUUAUGUCUAAUCUCUUCAACUCCUCAUAUGAGCAUUUCCUGUGAAGGCAACUCUAUCACGGAGCUUAAAGUCAUGGGGGACAAGCUUUCAAAACCAUUCGGUAUGUUUGAUGGAUUUUCACUACCAAACCACACUCUGUCUGGAGCUUUCUUGAUUGAUUCCUUUGCUACCACAUUGACAAGGCUUACAAGCUUGAGGGUCCUUAGCUUAGUGUCUCUAGGUAUCUUUGGUGAGCUCCCAGGGAAGAUUCAUCGGUUGUAUUCACUCGAGUCCUUGGAUUUGAGUUCAAAUUAUCUGUUUGGUUCUGUCCCUCCUGAUAUUUCCAGAUUGGUUAAGCUUCAAAGUCUGAUGCUUGAUGGAAACUACUUCAACGGCAGUGUUCCUGACACGUUGGAUUCUCUGACCAACCUCACUGUCCUUAGUUUGAAGAACAACCGGUUCAACGGACCGUUUCCUGUUUCGGUUUGCAGAAUUGGAAGACUAACGAAUCUUGCUCUAUCACACAAUGAGAUCUCUGGUAAAUUACCUGAUCUUCUCAGCAAGUUGGAACAUCUGCAUAUGCUGGAUCUAAGAGAGAACCAUUUGGAUUCUGAACUACCUGUGCUGCCUAAGAGAUUGGUUACCGUUCUGCUGAGCAAGAACUCCUUCUCCGGCGAAAUUCCCGGACAUUUUGGCGGUUUGUCUCAGCUUCAGCAUCUUGACUUGUCGUUCAAUCAUCUCACUGGAACUCCACCUCGGUUCUUGUUCUCCUUGCCAAGCAUUAGUUACUUGGACUUGGCAUCUAACAAGCUCGGCGGGAAGUUACCACUCAAUCUGACAUGUGGAGGGAAACUCGGUUUUGUGGAUUUGUCGAAUAACAAAUUGAUUGGGACUCCUCCCCGUUGCUUGGCAGGCUCUUCCGGCGAGCGAGUUGUUAAGCUCGGUGGGAACUGCUUGUCCGUGAAUAGCAGUCAUGAUCAGCAUCAAGAGUUCUUAUGUGAAGAGAGAAAACAUUUACAAGGAAGAAAACUUGGGACUUUAGUUGCUGUGAUGAUUAGUGGAGCUGUUCUAGUUCUUGUGCUGUUUGGAUUCGGACUAGUCCUGUUAUGUGCAAAGCGCUCAUGUUGUUGUUCUUGUUGUUGGUCAAGAGGAAAGUCAGUGCCGCAAACUCGGCUUAAGGUUCUGAUAGAUAAUUCACACACCAGUCUCUCCUCUGAAGUUCUUGCUAGUGCAAGGUUAAUCUCUCAAACGGUGAAGCUAGCUGCACAAGGUGUGCCUUCAUGCCGCUCAUUUUCUUUUGAAGAGUUAAAGGAAGCCACAGACGGUUUCCAUUCAUCACGUUUCUUAGGUGAAGGCUCCCUUGGAAAGCUAUACAGAGGAACACUGGAAAAUGGAAGUUUUAUAACUGUAAGAUGUCUGGUUUUAUCAAGAAAAUUCUGUAGCCAGAGUAUCAGAGGCCACUUAGAUUGGAUGUCUAAGCUCAACCAUCCUCAUCUCCUUAGCUUCUUGGGCCAUUGCACUCAAACCAGCAGAGAUCAUGAUCCUGCAGCGACCGUACUCUACCUUGUAUACGAGUAUAUGCCAAACGGGACCUAUCGUGCACAUCUAUCAGGUCAGAUUGACAUAUGUAGUACACUUAAAGUUACAUUAGAUCAAUGUACUUUGAAACUCAAUGUUGUUAGAAUGUUUGUAGAAUCUUGCUCGGAGAAGAUCCUAACGUGGCCAGACCGGUUAGCAAUUCUGAUUGAGAUGGCAAAGGCAGUUCAUUUUCUUCAUACUGGUGUAAUGCCUGGCUCCUUCAACAAUCAGCUGAAGACUAACAACAUCUUGCUUGACGAACACAAGAUUGCGAAGCUCAGUGACUAUGGAGUCUCUGCCAUCAUUGAAGAGAAUGAAAAGCUUGAGACAAAGUUAGAACCCCACAACAAGUCAAAGAAAAUGGCUAAAAGAGAAGAUGAUGUGUACAACUUUGGAUUCAUACUUCUGGAAUCUCUCAUAGGACCAUUGCCCACUGCAAAGGGAGAAGCCUUUCUUCUAAACGAAAUGACGUCAUUUGAGAGCCAAGACGGUCGACAGAAAACAGUGAGUCCAACGGUGCUAACAACUAGCUCUCAAGAGUCCUUAGCGAUUGCGGUAUCAAUCGCUAAUAAAUGCGUUUUGCUUGAACCUUCCGCAAGGCCUUCUUUUGAAGAUGUUCUAUGGAACUUACAAUAUGCAGCUCAAAUGCAGUCUGCUGCAGACGCUGAACGCAAAUCUGACACGUCCCCAUGAAUCCGGAGUGCUAAUAUUUGAUUAAAAAAUCUAUUUUCGGUCUUUAAAAAAUGUAAAGUUUUAUAAGUUUGUUCUUAAUAUACAAGGUAGCAUCUUAAGGUUUCUAAUAUAUGGAUUAGCUUGUAACUUUAGAAACCAUCAUCAUAUACAUACAUUUCUUGGGGU
This is a messenger RNA of Raphanus sativus (radish), 3554 nucleotides long. RefSeq names its product probable inactive leucine-rich repeat receptor-like protein kinase At3g03770. The record is from RefSeq and is a predicted model, not a curated record. Lineage: Eukaryota; Viridiplantae; Streptophyta; Magnoliopsida; Brassicales; Brassicaceae. The transcript is spliced from 6 exons. Gene Ontology annotation, biological process: protein phosphorylation. The coding region runs from base 978 to 3389 and encodes 803 amino acids. Gene Ontology annotation, molecular function: ATP binding; protein kinase activity; protein binding.